Hermetia illucens (black soldier fly) is the source of this 7731-nucleotide messenger RNA. RefSeq lists its product as uncharacterized. The record is from RefSeq and is a predicted model, not a curated record. The transcript is spliced from 9 exons. NCBI's taxonomy places the organism in Eukaryota, Metazoa, Arthropoda, Insecta, Diptera, Stratiomyidae. Bases 441 to 6428 code for a protein of 1995 amino acids.
UCCAUCAACUGUACCUCAUUAUCCUGUCUGACGACACAUUUCCACCCCACAGACGGCAACAUCGCUCAUCUGCAUCUGAUCCCAUCCAACCCCCAUCACCAUCGCGUGCAGCGGCGACGCAAGCCACUCACGACUGCGCCAGCAACGAAACUGCAAAGCGCAUUUUGUCGCAUGCAAAGUUCACUGCGUGCAACUCGCUCUCCCCGCCCAGCGUCCAGAACCAUUUCCUGGUUUUUCGCGUUUUCCCCCCGGAAAAUCAAGUGCAUGUGAAUGUGCGGUGCCGGGUGUGAAAUAUUUCAUCUGAUUCCCAUCAAAUCACGGCAACAUAGAUUCCCGGGCGCCCCGCAGAUAUAAUUUGAAAAUUCAAAUCGCAGAACUUCGUAAAUUAUCGUACAACUCUAUGCAACUUUUCAACCGGGACCAAACAAAAAUUAAUCAAAAUGUCUACCCGAAAAUCAACCAACAAACAAAAUGCAGACUCAAUAGUGUCAUUAUCACAAGACUUGUCUACACCUCGAUCAAAACAGAGUCAAGAUGCCGGUAGUGAAACGUCUGAACCGCCUACGACUCCGACAAGUCGCGAUAGUAAUCAAUCUAUUCCCGCAGAGUCAAAAAGGAAACGUCGCACGAAUUCCACGCAAAGCAUAUCAACUCCGAAACGCUCAACAUCCGAAGCAAAAGACUCGGCAGCGAAUGAAUCUAAUGAUAAGAGCGCAACAAAAGAUACAGAGGAGAAAACACAAAUCGCAAAUACAGACACUCCCCGAAGGAGAAAACGACGAAUCAUAGAGAAAACUAGUACAAUGUCAACACGGAAGUCGCUUGCCGAUAUAGCAGCAAAAAAUGCCCCAUUGCGUACUUCAGCGCGAAGUGCUUCAAAAGGCACAAGUCCCGAUGAUAAUCCGAAGCCAAAAAGAGGUCGCAAGAGGAAGGCGGAUUUGAUAACGACACCUAUAAAGAAGGAACCAAAAGAUUCCAAUCAAUCGGAUAAUGAGGCGUAUGAGGUGCCAGACGUCAAACGCAUUAAAAUCGAAAAAGUGGAUAAUGAAGACCCAGAAGAGGAAAUACUCAUGGAAAUUCGAACAGAAAUUCUGGCUGACAUUAGAAUCAAACAAGAGGAUGAAGAUAAAAAUCAAGUGAUUAAAAUUAAGGAUGAGAAUUCCAUAAAAAGCACAGAGAGCGCACCAAAGGAAGUGAAAUCAAUGUCCGACAAGGCGACAGAGAGAAAGACUUUGAGUAACGAUUCCAAAGAUGAUGAAGUUGUAAUUUUAAACACUCCUGAAAAAAUAGUAUCAAUCGAAGAUGGCUCACCGGGGGACUCUGCGGAGGGACAAACUGGAGUAGUGAAAAAACGCCGUGGGCGAAAAAGCGCAGCGAAUAAACCUCAAGAGAAAAAACGGCCCACCCCGACGAAACCAGCGAAACUGGUGACACCUCCAAAGCGACGCGGAAGGAAACCUGCUUCGCUUCUUCUUCAAUCAAAAACGACGCCGCCAGCAAAAAAGACCACAAGGAAGCCUUCAAAAUCACCAGUGCCUGAAAAGUCCGAUUCUACAAAAACCCAAGUGCCAGCAACCAUCGAAAAUGAAGAAACGAGCAAUUUAGAACCCGGUGAGCUUAUAUUUUCUACAACAACCGGUGACGUUAAUUCCGACAGCAAGGACCAACAGCGUGAGCCUUUAUUGAUCGAUACAACUACUCAAAACUCGGAGGGUAAAGAUUCUAUUCCAAGUACAGAAUGCACAGCUGGUUCUGAGAAAUCGGCUUCACUCAGUCCGGUCGAGUUGGAAAGUGAGGGACUUAGUGCUGUAAGCGUUAAACAAUUUUAUAAGAAACCUGAGUUUUUAGAAAAUAAUUUAGGGAUUGAGGAGGACCCAAAGUUAGGCGAGAUUGUUCAAAAUGUGGAGAAGGAGCCUGUGCGAGAGGAGGAGAAAGAGUCAGUGGUUGAAGAUGAGAAAGAGUCAGUGGUUGAAGAUGAGAAUGAGAUAACGAAGAAAAUCGAGGAUUGCGUAGAGAAAGGUGACAAGGAUACGGAACAGAAAAUUGAGGAAGAGUCAAUGCAGAAAAUUGAAAAGGAGACAACGAAGAAAAGUGAAAAGGAAACGGCGCAGAAAACUGAAAAGGAAACUCCGCCAAAAGUUAAGAAAGAAUCAAAGUUAACAGUUGAAGAAAUUCAGGAAGUCCUUGAUGAAGACAAGGAAGAAAGCGAUGGGAAAGCAAGUGACGUUCAAGGAGCUGAUGACUUAGAAGCCAAUGAGGUAUUAAAGGAGGAAAAGAACGAUAAAACGGAAUCAUUGCCCCAGUCGAAAGAAUCCACGCCUAACGUCAAAUCGCCUGAGUCAGUUCAAGGUACUGAUGAAGCUGAUAUGACUGGAAGCGACUCACUCAAAGAGGGUGAAUUACUUGUACUUGAAGACAGUACCGAAGAGGAAAACACCCUUUCCCAGAAAACAGAUAAAAAUGGGGGAAGUAAAGUUAGUUCUCCUACACCUACAGAAGUGAAAACUGAGCCAGAAACGGCUACUGACUCAGGAAUGGCGGAAGUUAAACCUUCUUCAGAGGAAUCGGAGAUGGAACCUGAAAUUGUAGCCAGUGAAGAAGAUCAACAAGUUGAUGAUCAAGGAUUGAAAAAGGAUGAAAUCGUGGAAGAUAAAACAAUUGAAAAGGAUUCUGCGGUUGUGAAAAAUCCACCCAACUCCGAUGUAAAACAAAUUGACUUGAAGCUGACUGAAAAAUCAGCAGCGGAAAUCACUCCAGAAGACGAAAAGGAGGACUCCAAAAAGAUUUUAGUGAAUGGCGAUGGCACCGACAAUGCAUUGCUUGACAAUGAUGAUCUCGAAAAGGAUGCAAUGGCAAAUGAAUGUUCGGCAAUGGAAAUUGAUUCGGGUGUUUCGGACGUUGCCGAGAAUAAUUCAAAUGAUCCGAAUGAGGAUUUGAAUAUUUUACAAGAAAUUAUUGAAAGUGAGAAUCCGAAAGGGGAAAUUAGUGAUAGUGAUGGUAUAGUGGUUGGUGUGUUGCCAGGUGAAUUGGAAGUUGAUAAGAAGGAGGAUGUAGUGGAUAUCAAGGAGAAAAUUCAAGUUGUGGAGAGCCUCAAAGUGAAGGAAAUUCAAUCAACCCCCGAGAAAAAGGACAUCGCUCCGAUAAUAAUACGAAAAAUCCACGAAACACCGGAAACUCUGAAACAGAAAGAAACCCACUUCAAAUCGCUAGGCUUGCUCACUAUCAAAGCAGCAGACGAAGCCAAAAUCGAAAAACAGAAACGUCGUCAACAACUGCACAGUUCAUCGUCAACGAGUAGUAAAAAAUUGAACGGCAACGCGUGCAUGGGCGAUUCACCAGAAGCAACAAGUGGAGGUAACAAUGAUCCGAGCAAUGGUAACGGCAACAGUAGCAAUGAUAGUGGUAGCAAUAAGAGUGUGCAAGAGUACACGGGUACUUUAAAGACUGUUAUAAAACUGAAUCGGACAAUAUCGUCCGGCCAAAGUCAAAUUGUUGAAAAGAAGAAAUCAAAUGGUAGUUCAAGUAGUGGAGCGAAUUCGUCCGGUGGCAAUAGUAUGGCAGUGGUACCGGCUGCCAGUAGUAGUAGUGCAGUUGGACGGCACCCGUUGAAAAUUACAUUUCAAAAGGGACGCGGACGUGGUGGAAAUGUUGAGCGUAAUGCAAACGGUGCUCAAAAUUCAAACGAGGACACCUAUUAUACCAUUCAUAAUGAGGGCGAGACUGGGGCUCAGGAAACCGUUGCAACACAUGGUAGAAAAUUACAUCAUUAUCGCUCUAACACUGAUCCAGGCGCAACCGCGGAGGCUACUACAGCUGAUAAGAAGGAAGUGGUUAUCCCCGAGAAAGCUUCUUCAUUCGCCAUCCAUCCAGGUCGCCUAUGUCAAGAUCAAUGUUUUUAUUGUGGUGGCAAAUUUGGAUUGUACGAUACUCCCUGCCACGUAGCCCAACUGAAAUCUCUAGAACGUCAGAGAAAGAUUCUUGACAAUGAGGAGAAACUAACUGUGGACAAUUGCCUUUGUGAUGCAUGUUUUCGUCACGUUGAUCGUCGUGCAAAUGCGGCAGUGCAAAAGAAACGUCUAUCGGCGCCAGGUAACUCAACUGGUAACAUUGGCGAUGCUAGUGCCGCGACAGGAGAAACUAACGAAUCAGCCGAUGGUGGCAAUGAAGCUCCUAUGCCUAUACCGCCCGGACAUUCGUUAGCGAAAUCGGUCUGCUUCGUGACGAAUUGCGGUCAACCUGCUUCGCAUACGUUCCGGCGUAAAGGUUUCCGGAAGACAAUACGAAAAUUGCUUGGCAAUGAUAUUGAUAUGACGAACAUGGGCGGACGUUUGCCGAUUUGUGAUAAACAUUAUGAGUUGAUAAUACAAUGCCUGGAAUGUGCAUUGUGUAAGAGACGAUUGAUUAGGAAUCAUAUGUAUCACAUUACUCAGGAUGUUCAACUCUUGGAAAGUCUAUUAGUUAAGCAAGGCAUUCCAGUGAAACUGCAAGCUAAUCCAGCCGUAUGCAAGCUUUGUAGAUACUUUACAAAUCUUUUGGUUAAGCCUCCAGAAGGUAAACUUCAAAAGGCGCAAUUUGUGAAGAAUUAUCGAAGAAGACUUUUACAUUUCCACAACGUCCAGGAAUCCGAUGAAGAGUCCGAAGCCGAAGAUCAAGACGAAUCUGCUAGUAAAACUAAAACUCAAUCUCCAACGCAACAACCUGCCAAACGGGGUCGUAAGCCGAAAAAUCAACAAGCUACAACCGUUAGUCAGACAAUUACAAGUAGUGCGCCAGCUUCGUCCGAGGAAGGAAAUAGCAGCAACGAUGUGGUGGAUCUUGAGGCUGAUGUUGCCCCGACAAGUGGACAAAUGCAAUUGGAUAAUGAUGUUAUGGUGGAUUAUGAUAUGCCUGUGUUGUCAGAUUCACCAUCCCCGCCUGCUAUCUCUCAACCGUCGAAACUUCAAACAAUUCUUCAAGGUGGAAGCGUUGCACGCAGUAAUGAUGAUAUAUCGAUGGCUUUGCGUGCCAAUCCGAACAUUUCGAUGCGUGAAUUGUUCCCGGGAGAAGAGGAAAUGGGACUGCAGGUCAAUGUGCCCUUCGGUGGUUCAUCAUCUCAACGCACACCGGAAGGUUGGACACGUGUACAGACAUUCCUUCAAUAUGACGAGCCAACCCGUCGCCUUUGGGAAGAUCUACAAAAGCCUUACGGAAACCAAUCGAGCUUCAUUCGACAUCUGAUCCUUUUGGAGAAAUAUUUCCGUAAUGGUGAUUUAAUAUUGUCACAAACUGCCAGUACAAAUGCCGUUGCAUACUCAGAGACUGUUCAGAAUCGUUUACGUUCAUAUGACUAUCGUGCGUCGUCGCCGACAGCAAGCAAAAACAAUGCUACUGCCUCAACUAGUUCUAAUAGCAGUAAGACUAACCAAAAUCAACAACAACAGCAAACUAACAGUAGUUUGGUUAAUAAUAGUAGUAGUGGUAAUAGUAUGACUAGUGGUAGCCAUAAGACUUCAAGUUCUAACAACUCAAGACAAGCUGGAAACGUUUCAGUUCCCGAUCCCAUUAAGAAAUUACAUAGCAAUUUAACGAUUACAAUAACACCGAAAGGGAAGGCAGUGCAGGAGGCAACGCAAGUAAGUACCCCUUCUUCAGUCACUGGUACCACGUCCUCAAACAAUAGUAUAUUGAAAUCAAAUUUGUUGGCUCGCAAGAAUUCCGCAAUUGAAAUAAUUCCGAUUGCGUCGGCAGCCAAUAACGACUCAAGCAGUCGGUUAUUAUCAUUCCCAUUAACAAAGCAACAGAAACUCCUUGCUGCGGCUAGCCAUCUCACGUCGACUUCGACCAACCCAAAUCCACAAAAAUCACUCAACUGGCCGCCCGAAUUGAUCAGUAUAAAUCGCGGCGGCUCGAACUCACUGCUCAUUGGUAAUCGUAAUCCAACGAACACCAUUGCCUCUGCCAAAAAUAAGAUACAUUCCAUUUCGCACCAACAGCAGCAGCGGCGUGUUCAACACUCUGUACCAGCUCGUCCUCUGAAACUCCCGCCUACCUUUAUUAAAUUACCCGCCACAUUGACAGAACACGAACGUUUGACUAGCAGACAUUGGCGUCCUACCUUGUUGCCCAUCAAUUCUGGACCACCAGUACGUAGUGCUCCAGGUGUCUUGUAUCAAACAGCUGAUGGACGGAAGCUUCCGAGUUUGGUGCAGGUACAGAGUCGUGGCAAGCCGUAUUUAAUAUCAAUUCAUGAUUACAAUCGCAUGUGUAUAUUGAGACGUGAGAAACUCAUACAGGAUCAGAUGAUGAAGAAGGCGGCAAGUAGUAGUAGAACUUUAGGUAAUAGUGGAAAUAGUUUGUUGAAGGGCGCCUUGAGCAGCACUAGUUCAAGUGCCACAAGCAGCAGCAAUUCCGACCCGAAGAACACUGCAUCACAGAUGAUGCAUUGGUAGGUUCCGGGUUGGUAGGAAUUCAGGAUUCUUGCAUCACACACUGCGUAGGACAGCGUCGUUGGAUACGAACUUUCAUUGGAGAAAUUUAGGAGUGACAGGUUUAAAGGGUUGUUUUUCCACAUCUUGAAAGCAUAUUUCAUUUCCUCUUAUUUAUUACUCAGUAUGCAUUGCUCGGGGCAUCGGCUGUGAGGGUUGAUUUCGUUGAAUUGAAACCAUUAAUGCUUUCGAAUGGUCAACCGCUCGAAGAUAGUCAUGCUGUACUUAUAGUUGCCUCAAAUAUCACAUCACAUUUCGGUCUGCAGUUUUUCUUCCACCAAAUACCAGGAUUUGUAAAUAUAUUUUUCUUUGCUUCAAUCAAAUAAUUUGUAUAUAUGAAGGUUUUUAGUUUAUUCCCUGAAGUAUCUCAAGGUUUCAGAUAAUUUUGCGACAGUAGGGCAGCGGUUAGAUGAAAGGGAGAUGCUCAUAAGCACUUCAAAGUAACUUAAUUUAAUUCUCAAUCGAUAACACGAGGAACAUUUACAAAAUAAGGCAUAGAUUCUAAGGAAAAUGCAUCAUUAUCGUAAGCAAUCUAAUUAUUACUCUAAGUUAUAAGCAAAUUAGGGACAAAUUAAAGAAUUUAGGAGAGAAAGUAGCGAAGGAAAUUUGCACCAAUAAGAUUAGAUUUUAUAGACUUAAAUCUAAACGAAAGAAUAUUUAAGAAUAAUCAAUUUAUAUAUAAAUAUUGAAACCAUUUUGUUCACACAUUAAAUAAUUAUGAAAUGCCACUAUUUUCCUUACGCACGGUCAUGUUGAAAUUUGUUGAGAAAAUUCAGAAUUUGGAGAAUAUUUAAUCAUUGUUGAGAAUCAUCAUGUUUCGUACCUACCAUUUUGGAAAAAACAAACGACACUUAGGGACUUCAGAAGAAGGAACAAAACUAAGCGUCGAGAAUUUAGUGCAAGUGCUCCUUAUAAAACAACAUAAAAAAGAAGAUUGUAUCAGACUAAAAAUUACUUGUAGGGUUCAUUAUUAUAUUGCAAGUAGGGGGGGAAAAUCAAGAAACAAAAUAGAACAGUUUAGGUAACAAUCGUGAAAGAGCAAGGAAGGAAACUAUAUAUAUUUAAUAUUCUAAUUAUUAUAUUAUGAUAAACGAUUGAAAAUUGCAUAUAUUUUUCUAAGGUGAUUAUGAUUGGGAUGCCGAGAGAAACGUUACAGGUUUAAGAAUGUCUUAUAGUGAGAUCAGGACAUAAAUAAAAUAGGAAAAAAAAACAAAUAUUGUAUUGAAAAAAAUAGACAUUAUUUUAAAAAUAUAUAUAUCUAUUAUUA